UCUAUAAUUCAAUUAUUCCGGGGUUUUUCUUUCUGCAGAGAUGGGUAGGGGAGGGAAGUUGGUUCUUCGGCGCAGUAGAAAGAGAAGGGUUCUUUCUAAAGAAAAGGGUUCGGAUGAUUCAGACGAGGAUUACGUUUUGGGAGAAGAUGAAGAAAACGAGAUAUCUGAUAACUCCGGGUGUGCUUCCUUCUCUGCUGGAGAGGAGUUGGAGGAAACUUUUGAUUUCGAGGAGAUGAGUGGCUGCAGUCAAGAGGAAAAGGAGGAGAGAGAGCUUAAUGGGUUGAGACCCCGCAGGGUUCUUCGAGGUCAGAGGAAACAGAGCGUUAAACGUUCACGCAAACGAACAAGAGUUUCAGACGAUGAAGAAAUUGACUACGAGUAUGAUGACGAGGAAUUCAUACCUGAUGGGAUGGAUCGUGUAAAUGGAAGGCAAAGAGGGCUUGUUAGAUCAAAUCCAAUCAAGGGUUCUUACAAUAAUAUCAAACGUUCUAGGAAGAGAACCAGAGGUUCAGUCGACUUUGAUGAUGGAAGUGGCGAUUAUGAUGAUAAUGAUGACGAUGACGAGGAAUUCACUCCAGAUGGCAUUGAUUUUGUAGACGAUGAUGAAGAUUUUCUGGUCAGGGGAAGAAGUAACACAAGGAAAAGUAUUGUGCCGAAAAGGGUAUCUCUAAAAGGCCAGAAAAGGAAAAGGAAAUCUAUGGCUGCAAAGAAGCCAUUGAGAAAGAAGAGGAGAAGGACGACGAAAAGGGCGGUUUCGAGGCGGUUAGUAAGCUCUGAUGAUGACUUCUUAGCCGAGAAUAGGAUGGUAAAGGAAAAGAUUAAGAAGAAACCAGGGAGAAAAAAGAAGAGAUCCAUUACGUUUUCUGAUUCGGAUACUGAAUGCACUGGAUCUUCGGACUUUGAGUACACCAUCUCUGAGGAAGAGAGGGAGGUGCUCAUAGAAGCCAGUGUAUUUUGUGGGAACUUGACAACUUGCUUGAGGAGUUCGUCUUUGUCGAAGCGACUCCAUGUUGAUGGAACUUCAAACCAUCAUCAAAAGACAAGGCUGGGACAAAAGGGGAAAGAGAAGGUUGAAGAUUUUAAAAUUGAUGCAGGGAAACAAGUUUGUGGGAUCUGUUUGUCCGAAGAAGGAAAGGGGACAGUCCGGGGAACAUUAAACUGUUGUAAUCACUACUUCUGUUUCGUUUGCAUAUUAGAGUGGUCGAGAGUAGAAUCUCGUUGCCCACUGUGCAAACAGAGGUUUGCCACAAUUAGUAAACCUGCAAGGUCCAACUUAGGAAUUGAUCUAAGGAGCGUGGUCUUACGGGUCCCAAAACGUGAUCAGGUCUAUCGGCCAUCCGAAGAGGAAGUAAGGGGAUAUUUUGAUCCAUAUGAAAAUGUAGUUUGCUUGGAAUGUCAGCAAGGUGGAGACGAUAAUCUUAUGUUACUUUGUGAUAUCUGCGAUUCCCCUGCACAUAGCUAUUGUGUCGGUCUAGGACGGGAAGUGCCUGAAGGUAAUUGGUACUGUGAAGGUUGCAGGCCCGCUGAUCCUGGAUCUUCAAAUUCACUUGUUCAAGAUCCUGUAUUUAAUCAGACGACUGUAAGUAGCAACAUAACUGCUGGACUCUCUACCGGGGAAAUGAAUGUGGAAAGUUCUGACUGCACAGUGUCUGUACAAGGUCUCUCUGUUUCUCCAGGAGCUGGGUUUGUCCCAUCUCCCAGGCAUGCUUCAGGAGGAGAUUAUCAGGCUUCAUCUACUGUGACUGGAGCUGGGGCAUCAACUCUGUCAGGAAGACGUAGAAUACGGCUUCGGAUACAUAGCCUUCUUUCCAGCAAUAGGAUGAAUGAAGGAACUGAAAUGGCCAGCAGAACUGAUGGGGCUUCACAGUUUAAUUUUGGAAGUGAAUUUGAGCUGGGAAAGGACAGUGCUCCUCGUCCCACGCAAGAGGUGGAUGCCUUUGGUGCAAGUUUUGGGCAUUUAGGUAGAAAUAUCAAUGAAGGCCCCAGUACUGCCACAUUAAGUGUUUCUUCUUGUGGAGCAUUAUGUGCUGAGCAUACUGAAGUUAAUGCAGUAUCAGGUCUUGGGCAACUCCACCAGUGCAGCAGCACGCCAAUCAAUGGAACUGAUGCUAAUAUUUCUAUUAACAGAGAUAGCGAUGAAGCUACUUUUCACCAGGCAAAAGCUGCGGACGAACAGAAAGGGGCGAAACAACGGUUACAACCUAUCGUGAGACACCAUUUGAAAAGGUUGUCCCAACAUACACAAAUAGCUCACGGGACUUUCAAGGACAUUGCCAGGCGUUCCACUCACACUGUUUUAGCUGCUUGUGGGCUUGACCACAAUAGGAACAUGGCUAUCCCUGUUCAGCCACCAUCAAGAUGUCCCCAUAUUGAGAGACUAAGUGAACCAAUCAAUCAGAUGGAGAAUUGUUGCUCGUCUUGCUUCAAUUCCUUUAUAUGUGACGUGAAAACUGACUCCAUUUUCUAUAAAAGGAAAAGAAACUCAGAGAAAUUAUACUAUGGAACAAAAGUGUCCCUACUUGUUUGUUUCUUAAAUGUCCUCUUCCAUGGUUAUUCGUAA
Molecule: messenger RNA, 2560 nt
Organism: Telopea speciosissima
Lineage: Eukaryota; Viridiplantae; Streptophyta; Magnoliopsida; Proteales; Proteaceae
Exons: 4
Coding region: 41-2560 (839 amino acids)
Source: RefSeq, a predicted model, not a curated record